This is a messenger RNA of Arvicanthis niloticus (Nile rat), 2526 nucleotides long. The record is from RefSeq and is a predicted model, not a curated record. NCBI's taxonomy places the organism in Eukaryota, Metazoa, Chordata, Mammalia, Rodentia, Muridae.
AUGAGACGGCUGUGGAACUUUUUUCAUCCGCCUCCUCCGGAGCCUCCGAAGUGGGUCCCCAUUCUUGGAGAGAUGCAGAAGACCCUCCAGAUGGCCGAGUAUCUGCCCCUCCGCCCGCUGCCCAUGUUCGAGAGUAACUUUACCCAGGUGACCAACACUGGGACUCCUGCGUUAUUGCACAACAAAUCCAACAAGCUGACUAUGGGUGUCGCAGCAUCCUUGCCUGGCCUAGUGCUGCCUGACAUUCUGUUGAUUGCUCGGCCCCCAGAGGGGCAGGAGUGCUCCAGUCUCAUCCUAACCAGGAUGAUCCCAUUAGACCUUGCCAGCCUCUAUGUCCAUGACCUGCCCACCUGGCGUCUGAAGCUGCGCCUGAGAACCGGCCGCCACUAUUUCCUGGCACUGGAUGCCCCUGAACAUGAGCUGGCCUUUCUGUUUGACCGCUGGAUUCGACUCAUCAACAUGCUUCGGGAGCCUAAAUUAUCCUGGCCACCAAAGAACAGGGACAACUCCCAGCUGGACACAACCCUAGAAGGAAAUCUUGCCUCCACAUGGCACUUUCAGACCCAGCCUCAAGGCGAACUUACAGUUGAAGUCACUGGCCACACCUUUCCUUGCAAAAUAUUCUCUUCUCAAAAACCAAAGAAGACCAAGGUGAAGCUGACCAAGGUGAAGCAGCCUGGACAGCCAAUCAAGCACACGCUCAGGUCUCAGGCUGUGGGUGACUCUGUGCCUCUCAUCUGGUCACAACUGCAACCUUCUGAGGAUCCAAUGAAAGUCACAAAAAAAAAGUCCUAUUUAGAUGCCUGCUCUGACAGACCCGAAUCUCUUAUCCGUGUUUCUGAAAAGGCCAGCAUCACCAUCCGGACCAUCUUCAGCAUCAUCUCGAACUCGAUAAACCAGGCCUACAAAUCUGAUUCUGAGGAAGACACAGGCCGGUGUGGUCUAAUUGAGACUCCUACAAAGUGCAUCUCUCGGGACAGCAGCAAAUUACCUGUCCUGGUCUCCUCUGAUCACCUGGACACCCUCCUGUGGGCACAAAACCUUGAAGACUUCACAGAUACUGAAUCCACCACACUAACUUCCUUAAACACAUCUCACCCUCCUGCCUUCUACAUCUUUCCAAAGUCUAAAGACAAGGCCAGGUCCACAGGCUCAGAGAAACAUAUGAGGCCACUGUCCCCCCACAAGGCUGCAUCUGUCCCCAUCAAAUCAGGAAAAAUGCCAUUCAUUUUGGACAAGUCUAAGAAGCUGCCAGCUAAGCCUGCUACAGCUCAGAUGGCCACAGGUCUUCCCAUUCCGUCUCCGAAGACUCCAACUUCACCGUGGUCAAGACAGAAGUCUUCAGCCACACCUCAGCCUUCUGUUUCCCAGAAGACCCCAACUAUUCCUGGACACCCCUGGAAGCCCCAAGUUGUAACUGCUCCAACCCAGAACACUUUAACACCGAAGCAGAAGCUUCUACAAGCACCUGCACGUUCCCAGGAAGCCAUGCACCCCCAAAAGGACCAUCUACUUAUAAAUACCCCGUCUCAGAAGGAUCCAACUGCCCGGUACCAGAAAGCUCUCGACUCAUGGGCAAAGGCCCCUGUGGAUCCUAGCACAUUACAGGAAGGAGACGUGCUUGAGAGAAAGUCUGAAGGGAAACAGGAGCCAGUGUUGUUGAUGGAAGAGAAGAAUACAAAGACGCUAGACAUGAGGGCCCAAACUAUGCCCCUGCAUCUGCCCCUUGCCACUACCAAGAAGCACUCCAAGGAGCUCUUGAUUAGCAAAACCCAAGAGGUCACGCCAGAGGCCUUGAAGGGCAGGGAGGACAGGGCCCACAAGAUGGAGGAGGAGACAACUGUGAACAUGCCUGAUCUAAAGUCCAAGGAGACAGAGAUUCAGAAGAAUUGGGUCUCGACCAAGGAGAUGGCUGUUGAGGACCCCUACACAGAGGACAAUAGGCCCUUCUCUGCAGAGGGGCUUGCCCUCGCCAAGAUGGUAAUUAUGGCCAACUCCAAACACCAGCACCUGAAGCCAGCUACCAUCUCUCUGCCCUCCUCGUUCUCUAGGACUUCUAAGGUGUCUACCAUGUCCGUGUUGGCCAGCUUGUCCCUCAAGGCCAGCCAGCUGACCUUUCCAGAGGGUACACCAAUAGUGGUCAUAGAGCAAUCAGGGUCCCAUACUAAAUUAAACAAGGAGAGAACACACCUCCAGAUGGAGAGGAAUCUGCCUGAAGACUUGCCAAGAACUUCCCAGGAACCCACGAGUUUGGAUGACAUGUCAAGGCCAAUGACAUUCUUCACCUACACAACGUCCCCCACCUAUGGGACCUCAGUCACAGUGCCCCAAAGGCCUGCAGUGCAACACCAAGGAUUCAAGGAACAAUCACAGCAUCCUCCUUUGGUGGUGACAGAGUUAACCUCAGAAAUUCCUCCUGUCACUUUGCGAAUGGAGAAUAAGGGAAAAAUGGCCACAAAAGUUGGGGUGCCAGUGAAGGAAUCUGGUGCCCGUCAUAGUCAGCAGCAACCCAAGGAUUUAAGAUAA